ACAGAGCCAGGUGGCAGCGCGGUGGCCGAGGAAGCAUGUGGCUGUGGCACUGGGGGCCCUGAAGACCGCCUGGCUCGCAGGGAGGAAUGCUACGGUGGGCAGUGCACUUGGAAGGUGGGCCGCGGAGGGUGAACCACGCUGCCGUGGCCGUCGGGCACAAGGUCUACUCCUUUGGUGGAUAUUGUUCUGGAGAAGACUAUGAGACGCUGCGGCAGAUUGACGUCCAUGUCUUUAACGCAGUGUCUCUGCGUUGGAUCAAGCUGCCUCCAGUGUGGACAAAUAGCCGAGAUCAAGUGAGAGAGGUGCCCUACAUGAGGUAUGGGCACUCAGCAGUGCUCAUAGACGACACCGUCUACAUAUGGGGUGGUCGCAACGACACUGAGGGAGCCUGCAACGUGCUCUAUGCCUUUGAUGUCAACACGCACAAGUGGUUCACGCCAAAGGUGUCUGGAAUGGUCCCCGGAGCAAGGGAUGGACACUCAGCUUGUGUCCUGGCAAAGAGCAUGUUCAUCUUCGGAGGUUAUGAGCAGCUGGCCGACUGCUUUUCAAACGAUAUCCAUAAGUUGGACACCACAAACAUGAUGUGGACCUUAAUCUCUGCCAAGGGCACGCCAGCUCGCUGGAGAGACUUUCAUUCAGCUACCAUCAUUGGAACAAAGAUGUACGUGUUUGGUGGCAGAGCUGAUCGUUUUGGGCCAUUUCACUCCAACAAUGAGAUCUACUGUAACCGCAUUCAAGUCUUUGAUACAGAAACAAACUCCUGGCUGGACUCCCCUCCAACUCCAGUGCUCCCUGAAGGCCGUCGGAGCCAUUCAGCAUUCAGCUACAAUGGGGAGCUAUAUGUGUUUGGUGGCUACAACGCUCGCCUGAACAGACAUUUCCACGACCUUUGGAAAUUCAAUCCAGUUUCUCUUUCUUGGAGGAAGAUUGAGCCCAAGGGGAAAGGCCCAUGUCCUCGGCGCCGGCAGUGCUGCUGCAGAGUGGGGGACAAAAUCAUUCUCUUUGGAGGCACCAGCCCGUCUCCAGAGGAGGGAAUGGGUGAUGAAUUCGACCUGAUGGAUCACUCAGAUCUCUACAUCCUCGACUUUAGCCCCAGCCUAAAGACGCUGUGCAAGCUAGCAGUGAUUCAGUACAGCCUGGACCAGUCCUGCCUUCCCCACGACAUCAGAUGGGAGCUCUCGGCCAUGACGACAAACAGCACCAUCAGCCGCCCCAUCGUCUCCUCCCAGGGCUGAUGUCAGCUCAUCCCUCCACCACCCUGCCCUCACCCUUCCACACACUGACCUCUUGCUCUACUGCCUGCAUGAGUUUUUAGCCCUUUCGAUCAA
This is a messenger RNA of Nestor notabilis (Kea), 1328 nucleotides long. It is a transcript of the gene KLHDC3, whose product is annotated as kelch domain containing 3. The coding region runs from base 87 to 1235 and encodes 382 amino acids. Gene Ontology annotation, molecular function: protein binding; chromatin binding. Lineage: Eukaryota; Metazoa; Chordata; Aves; Psittaciformes; Psittacidae. The transcript is spliced from 10 exons. Gene Ontology annotation, cellular component: cytoplasm. The record is from RefSeq and is a predicted model, not a curated record.